GUAUGGGGUUGGGUGUUAAGUCCUCUGCUGCUGUUCUGCUCUGCAUCCUCCUGCGGGUUUCUCAGUCAUGGGCACCAUGUCUAUACCCCAUCAAUCAAUUUAAUGGUUCUGAAGACGUCUUAGCAGAUGGUUGCCCAGAAUACGAAAUACAGAAUCUCAAUGGUAAGAGGAUGGAGAUUUCAUGGCAUGCAAAAAAAAAAUUUCCAGGCAGGAACAUGACGAUGUCUUAUAAGUUUGAUGAACAAGAAGAGAAGCAGUGCAUUGAAUAUUUGCAUGACCAAGGAUACAACAGUGGGUGUCUAUUUCCUACUGAAGGGAGUUAUCUGCACAUUUACAUUAGGAAUCCAAAUCAGACAGAGGAGGCUUACUUUGAUGAACAAGAGAGCAGCAAUUUGUUGAAGCCCAACCCACCUGAACACGUUACUUUCCAAUGGGCAGAUGACAAAGUAACUGUGCAGUGCAAGGGAGUUGACAAGGAACAUUGUUUUCGCUUUGAACUUCAGUACAAAAGCCAACUUGACAAAGAUUGGCAGUCUAGGGACCAAGAAUGUUGUGAGAUUAAAGACCAAGGAUUUGAUCCAGCGAAAUGCUAUUCCUUUCGAUUCAGGCUGAAUCACAGUUGCAGUGUAUUUGCUUAUUCCAGUGAAUGGGGAGCAGAAACACAUUGGAAAAAUGGCAGCUCUGUAGACUCUUGUGAUAUAGAUGUCUCUGAACCCAAAUCAAUUACAGUAAUCCCUUUGACCUUGGUGAUGGCUGGCGUCCUGGUAAUAUUUGCCCUUCUGUUGUGUGUUUGCAGAUGGGAAAGAAUUAGGAAGAUCCUAAUGCCUUCUGUACCAGACCCCAAACAUCUAUAUUCUGAUUUGUUCAGCGAUCAUAAUGGGAACUUUCAGGAAUGGAUUAGCAAGACAGAAAAUGUGCUGGUUCAAACAAAGGUAAAAUAUGAUGCUGAUGAAGAAGAAGAAUGUGCAAUUGAAGAGGAAGAAGGAAAAGAUUUCCAGGGAGCCAAAGUAUAAGCCAGAGGCAAUCAAGAAGAUACUGAAGGGGUCCAACGUGUACCAGAACUUCAGAGUCAAUGCUUGUUAUACAACCACUGAAGGCAAUAUCAACAGGUCGCUCUCACAAUUUCAACCACCCAACUUUGCUCACAUGCUUAUCUCCGUCCUCCCUCCACCGUGUCAUCUGUGGAUCCUCUGCCAAGAAGACUUCUGAGUGUCAAAUGCGUAUUAAAUAACAGUGAGAAAUGAAGUGGUAGAUGACAUGUAAGUUGGGUAGAUGAUAUGUAAAUAGCCAUUCUAGAGGAUGUUGAAUGAUACUCAUAUCACAAAUGAUAAAAAGAAAUAGCCAAUCACUGAUACUAACUCAGGGAGACAAUGCAUAACUGUUGCCUGUUCUUUGUUGUUUGACUCACAUUGUUGUUUCAAAAUAAAGAAACACACAUACCCUCUUCUUUGGUUAAUAGAAGGCUGCUUCCAUUAUGCAAAGAUUGUCAUGUACUACAUGUCUAUAUGGUGCACCAAGUUACAAUGAGCAGUGUAAAGUUUAUGCAGGGUGUAGAUAUUCAGCCAUGCCUAAAACAUAUCCCUGUGUUACUGAUUCCAGUCCUCAGUGAGCUUUGGAGUAGACUGAUUGGUAUAUAUCUGAGUUCUUCUCUUGUAAAUUCAUCUCAAUACUAAUGAGGUCUGAGAUCUUCUUUGUUUCUCCUAUACUGCACUGAAUGCAAGAAAGCUCUUCCCUUCCCACCCUUCUGCCUUGAAAACUGUGAGAUCUAACUGGUCCCUAAUAUAGAACUGUCCCUCAUGUAGAACUUUAGCCUGUCUAUUGCACGAGCUGGCUUUUCAUCUGGGAACUGGAUAAGCAAGAAGAGGCAGAGGGGCCAGUUAACAAUGUGAGGAAUCCAUAUUAGUUUUCUGCAUUAUGCCAAAUUAAUGUGUGUACACACAAGCACACCCUUACACAUUACAGACCACACAGAUGCGUACUUCACAUGUUCAGCACAUGGGCACAUAAAUUAUGAAGACAGUCUACCCAGAGAAGGGCAUUAGAGAACAGGCAGUUGAUGUUUAUUUUUUUAUAGUUUUUAUUAAUUUUUUUGCUUUACAAUUUAGAAUACUCAUUUAAACAUCCUUAAAAUAUCAAUGACUUCCCAUCUUCUCUUUCCAUGGUUCAUUUUGCAUAUCAUAAAUCCCUGCAUAUUUUACAUAAAAUAAACCAUUCAGUAUUCUAUUAUUACAUCAAUCAAAACCUAUUUAAACUGUUGAAUUUAUCUUAAUGCUGCCAACAUUUUCAAGUGUACCCAAUUUCCCCCUACAUAUUCA
Messenger RNA from Podarcis muralis (Common wall lizard), 2315 nucleotides. RefSeq names its product cytokine receptor like factor 2 (gene CRLF2). The record is from RefSeq and is a predicted model, not a curated record. NCBI's taxonomy places the organism in Eukaryota, Metazoa, Chordata, Lepidosauria, Squamata, Lacertidae. Gene Ontology annotation, biological process: cytokine-mediated signaling pathway. Gene Ontology annotation, molecular function: cytokine receptor activity; protein binding. Gene Ontology annotation, cellular component: external side of plasma membrane.